AUGUGGUGCAUGCGUGCUAUUCGCCCGAUGGGUGGUUUCCGAAGAACGGGAUCCCGCCUGUACGCUGGGAUGCACGACCCCCUAGACCACGUGACUGGCCUCGAGAAGAGAGAGCUACUCGCACAUUUAGCAGGCGACUGUGAUCCCUUUCGCAUUAUGUCUAUCAAAAAAGGUCCCGGUACUAGAGAGCGACCCAACCUGAUCCCAAGUUCGAACGACAAACGUCUAGUGGCGUGUAGCUGCAGUCCAUGUGACAACCACUUGGAGUUCAUGUGGCUACACCUGGGCUGUCCCAAGAGAUGCGGCUGCGGGUACUGGUUUGAACUCUGCCCGGUAGCACCUUUGUAG
Spodoptera exigua (beet armyworm) is the source of this 348-nucleotide messenger RNA. NCBI's taxonomy places the organism in Eukaryota, Metazoa, Arthropoda, Insecta, Lepidoptera, Noctuidae. The record is from the annotation of a GenBank genome assembly.